Messenger RNA from Sphaerodactylus townsendi, 2274 nucleotides. Its product is annotated as RING finger protein 145-like. The transcript has 4 exons. Gene Ontology annotation, cellular component: endoplasmic reticulum; endomembrane system. Lineage: Eukaryota; Metazoa; Chordata; Lepidosauria; Squamata; Sphaerodactylidae. Gene Ontology annotation, molecular function: zinc ion binding; ubiquitin protein ligase activity. The record is from RefSeq and is a predicted model, not a curated record. The coding region runs from base 128 to 1441 and encodes 437 amino acids.
CGUGACCGAGGGCGUGACGUUGCUGCUGCUGGCCCUCCAGACGGAUUUGCUGGGCCUGCAGCUGCUCCAAAGGACCUUCCUCCUGAGCAUCAUCCUCUUCAUCGUGGUGACGUCGACCCUGCAGUCCAUGAUCGAGAUAGCGGACCCCAUUGUCCUGGGCUUGGGGGCAUCCCAGAACAGGAGUGUUUGGAAGCACUUCCGGGGGGUCAGCAUGUGCCUCUUCCUUUUGAUCUUCCCGGGUUUCAUGGCCUACAAGAUCGCCCACUUCUUCCACAUGGACUUCUGGCUCCUGAUUCUCGUUUCCAGCUGCAUGCUGACCUCCCUGCAGGUGAUGGGGACCCUGUUCAUCUACGUCCUCUUCAUGAUCGAGAUCUUCCAAGAGGCCCCCAUGGAGAAGAUGGACGAGAUCAUCUAUUACGUCAAUGCCGUCAGCCGCGUGCUGGAGUUCCUGGUGGCCGUCUGCGUGGUGGCCUACGGGACCUGGGAGUCCGUCUUCGGGGAGUGGAGCUGGCUGGGCGCCUCGGUCAUCAUCAUACACUCAUACUUCAACGUCUGGCUGAGGGCACAGUCCGGCUGGAGGAGCUUUCUGCUCCGCAGGGAGGCAGCCAAGAAGAUCAACUCGCUGCCGAGGGCCACGCGGGGGCAGCUGGCAGACCAUAACGACGUGUGUGCCAUUUGCUUUCAGCAGAUGACCCUGGCCGUCAUCACCCACUGCGGCCACAUCUUCCACGGGGGCUGCCUUCGCAAAUGGUUCUACGUGCAGGACACGUGCCCCCUGUGCCACCAGCCGGUCAAGGCCUUGGCCAGCAAGGAGAAUCGGGCGAACCACAGCGGCGCGGAAGAGGCGGAGCCUCCCUCCGAGGAGGAGGAGGAGCCACCUAGCCCCGAGGAGGAAGAAUCUGCUGCCCGCAGUGCCGCAGAGAGCACAGACUCGGCGGGGACCACAGAGAGACGCGGGACAGAACGGCAGGGUUUGGGACUGACGGGCCAGGAAGAGCUGCCGCCGCCGGAGGAAUCUGGGGAGUCAGCGGAGAAGGUUCCUGACCAGGGAAUUCCCCAGAGUGAACCGGAAGCGUCCAGUGAUGUGGCGAAUAGUGUUCCUCAUGUGCCUCUGCGGGUGGAAAGCCCGCCUGUUCAGGGAAGCCUCAGGAAAUCGCAUUUGGGCGACUCGGGCGCCAGAUCGAGAGGAGAUCCGAGGCAAAGCAGUCCUGAGAGCCAAGCUUCCCGGGGCGAGUGCGGGGCCCUUGAGACGCGAAGCAGCGCUGGCCCUUCUCUGCCUGCUGUUCCAGGGGGCCUCGUCAAAGACAGUCCACAGGUGCCCGCACAGAGUCAAUUAACUGUUGCAUCUGCAGGGGGCGAAACUGAGAUCUCAGGCAGGACACGACUAGAAGCUCCCGAUGGCCGUCUGGAAGACAAUUGCCCUGCCUCCCCCUCUUCUUAGCACUAUCCCACCCCCCACCCACCCCAAAUCUCUAUGGCUCUUUUGUCCUUCCGGCUGGUUGUCUCCUACUACCCUUGCCACUUCUAGGGGAGUAGAUCAGCCCCUGUAGCCAAAAGCUGCUCCCCCGUGAGGAGUCGUCCUUGGCCCUCAGCAAGGGAGCAGGACGGCUGGAUCCAGCUUCUCGGGGGUCUAAAUGGCCCCUUGCUUCCCCCUCCCACCAGAGUCUGUGCCUUCAAGCCCUUUUGGUCUCCACCCAAGGCUCAGGGGCUUAAAAAAAGACGGCCGAUGGAUGACCGAAAGCCAGGCAUAAACGCCUCCGCUCCGAAACCUGACCGCACGGCGUUGUGCGUCAAAGGCUUGCACGGGAAUCCAAGAUACCAACCGCCUUGUUUCGCCGAGGGGGCGGGGGCAGGGGGGGGAACAAGACCUCGUUGCAACUUGCCCAGAUUUUUCGCUCUGUCCCCCUGGCAUCCACCAAGUGCCACGGCGCUCAUUUGCGGCCGGUUCCUUCUGUCCGAGCGUGGGAGCGGCCAGGCGGAAAAAUCCACGAGGAGCCCAAACUUCUGCUGGGUUUGGGAAAUGGGGGCUGCCGCGAAACGACGCCGGUGAGACGUCACAUCAGCCUGUUUUGUGAUGUGGAGAUUUGUAGUACAACGUGUGGGGGAGGGGGAGGGGGAGGGGAGGGCGCCCAUGAACAGACUCUGCUUGGGAGCUCAAUAAAAAUAAUAAACAACAGCCACCGUGGGCUUGCGGGGUGUCAUUGUUACCAAAACCAGCCCUGCAAGGAUGCUAGCAAGGACUGGAUUGUAGCCUGGGUGUAAAAGGGGAGCUGU